Molecule: messenger RNA, 201 nt
Organism: Loa loa (African eye worm)
Lineage: Eukaryota; Metazoa; Nematoda; Chromadorea; Rhabditida; Onchocercidae
Exons: 1
Source: RefSeq, a predicted model, not a curated record
AUAUUGUGUUACGAAAUAUUAGCUGGUAUUUGUUUAAUAUCACCUAAUGGACAACAAAAAGUGUUGCAUGCAAUAACGGAAGCUCGUGAAAUCCUUGGAGAAAGGACGAGAUUUCAACGAUUGGUAGAUGAUAUCUAUCGAAAUUACGGUAAUGAUCGUGAAACAGAUCGUGUACGAACAACUGCAAUGAGUUUUAAUUAA